Molecule: messenger RNA, 3676 nt
Organism: Fundulus heteroclitus (mummichog)
Lineage: Eukaryota; Metazoa; Chordata; Actinopteri; Cyprinodontiformes; Fundulidae
Gene: gucy2cb
Product: heat-stable enterotoxin receptor
Exons: 27
Coding region: 164-3406 (1080 amino acids)
Biological process (GO): cGMP biosynthetic process; intracellular signal transduction; receptor guanylyl cyclase signaling pathway
Molecular function (GO): peptide receptor activity; protein kinase activity; ATP binding
Source: RefSeq, a predicted model, not a curated record
GGUUGUAUAUUAACAGGAACGCCGAGGACAGGGCGGCUCUGAGGAACCGAGGAAGUGUGAACCUGAGAAGCAAACAACUUGGAGAGGAAAACCUGGAUUUGGAUCAAGCAGGAUCCGCCUGUUUUGUGGUGGAUCGGACAUUUAUCCGCCUUCAGAGGUGAAGAUGAGGCCUUCCAGCUGGUGGCUGCUGCUGUACAGCUUGGGGGUGAUUGCAGCUCCGUGUCGAAGCUACGCACAAUGUGUGGACGGCAUCACCAUCAACGUGAUCCUGCUGGAGGACGAGGAGUCUCCCUGGAGCCUGAAGUAUGUGGAGAGAGAAAUCCUGGCGGCGAUAGAGAAAGAUGCGGCUAUUAGCGCCGCAGAAGGAGUCAGAUUUAAUCUCACGGCCAACUUUGAGGGAUUCAACACCACCAUCUACAGCAAAAGAGGCUGCGGCAGCAGUCCCUGUGAAGCGGUGGAGAAACUUCAGAAACUGUUGAUUACAGGCGAGCUCGGCUGCGCUGUGCUCGGACCAACCUGCACCUUUGCCACGUUCCCGUUGGUUGAUGCAGAGAAAGGCUUCAACCUCAGCACGCCCAUCAUCUCAGCGGGAAGCUUCGGGCCCUCCUGUGACUACGCCCUCAACCUGCAGCGGGUUCUGCCUCCGGCACGCAAGAUCUCAGACUUCUUCAUCAACUUCUGGCUGGAGGAGAACAGCAUCAAACCCAAGUGGGAAAAGACUUAUCUCUACAAAAAGAACGACAACACGGAGGACUGCUUCUGGUACAUCAACGCUCUGGAAGCCGACGGCAGGUUCGCCACAAACGUUACAAGAACGGUGCUGCGCAAACCUGAGGAAGUGAGCGAGGUCCUCAAGUCACAGGAGAACAGGACCAGCAACCUGUUCAUCAUAUGCGGCUCAGUGGCGGACCUGCUGGAGGUGAAAAAUGGCUCCAAAGCAGCAGACAGCAGUGAAUUCCUCUUUAUCCUCAUUGAUCUUUACAACGACGUCUACUACACCAACCGCUCCUCGCUGCCAGAGAUGAAGAACGUUCUGGUGCUGACCAUGCCCAACACCAGGGAGUACGUCAUCAACUCUGACCUCAGAGACAACAAGACGAUGAACGACUACAUGGCUGCCUACCACGACUCAGUGCUGCACAUAGGACAAGUGAUGAGAGACAUCAUCGCCAAAAACACGUCAGAGAGUCAGAAAAUGGACUUUGUGAAUGUGAAUUACUUCAGAAACACGUCCUUUAAGGGAAUCGCGGGACUUUAUAAGAUGGACCCCUAUGGAGACAGAGAUGUCAACCUUUCGCUCAUUUACACCACGACUAACAAUGAGUACAAGCUUUUAUUCACCUUCGACACGGAGUACAACGAAACACGCGUGGAGGACAUGGACCCGGCCUUCGUCUGGGGAGAGAGGCUUCCUGAGAGCGGUAGAACCUCUGAACUGAUCGGUCCUGCUAUCCAAAACAUCAUAAUGGGCGUGCUGGCCUUCAUAGUGGUGGUUGUGGCCUCCAUCGCAUUCAUCUUCUACAGGCAGAACCGGAAAGAUCGGCGGCUCAGGAAGCGUUGGUCCCACAUUAACUCAGACCUCAUCGCUCUGCUCGAGGACAGCGAACACAACAUCAUCUCAUUAAAGAUAGAAGACGAGAGGAAGAAGGUGAAAUUCCAGAUCCGCCGUGCGCUCUACGACAGGAAGAUUGUGAUUCUGAAGGAGCUGAAGAACUCAGACGGGAACUUCAACAAAGCCCAGAUGAUAGAGCUCAACGCGCUUCUGCACAUCGACUAUUACAACCUCACAAAGUUUUACGGCACGGUCCGGUUCGACGAGGGCGUGUUCGGCGUGUUCGAGUACGGAGAGCGGGGCUCGCUCCGGUAUGUGCUGAACAACAAGGUGUCGUACCCAGAGGACACCUUCAUGGACUGGGAGUUCAAAAUCUCCGUCAUGUACGACAUUGCAAAGGGCAUGUCCUACCUCCACGCCAGCAGCAUCCAGGUGCACGGCCGACUCAAGUCCACCAACUGCGUGGUGGACAACCGCAUGGUGGUGAAGAUCACAGACUUUGGCUGCAACGCCUUCCUCAGCAGCAGCAAAGAUCUGUGGACCGCCCCGGAGCACCUGAGGAACGGCGGUAAUUCUCAGAAAGGAGACGUCUACAGCUUCGCCAUCAUCUCCCAGGAGAUUAUUGUGAGGAAGAACACCUUCUACACCAAAUCCUGCUGCGACCGAUCAGAGAAGCUGUCCCGGGUGAUGACGUCCUACAUCAGACCGGACCUUGAUGCUGAGUCGGCCUCAGAGAAAGAGCUGGAGGUGUACAUGCUGAUAAAAAGCUGCUGGGACGAGGAUCCUGAAAAAAGGCCCGACUUUAAGAAGGUGGAGAACUGCCUGGGGAAAAACAUCAGUAAGAUUCACAACCAGGACAACGAGAGCUACAUGGACAACAUGAUCCGGCGGCUGCAGAACUACUCCAGGAACCUGGAGCACCUGGUGGAGAAGAGGACCGCCCUGUACAAAGCGGAGCGGGACCGGGCCGACUUCCUCAACUUUAUGCUGCUUCCUGGGCCGGCGGUGAAGAGCCUGAAGGAGACGGGCGUGGUGGAGCCAGAGCUGUACGACGAGGUGACCAUUUAUUUCAGCGACAUCGUGGGCUUCACCACGCUGUGCCAGUACAGCACGCCCAUGGAGGUGGUGGACAUGCUCAACGACAUCUACAAGGGCUUCGACGGCAUCCUGGACCACCACGACGUCUACAAGGUGGAGACGAUUGGCGACGCCUACAUGGUGGCCUCCGGUCUGCCCAGGAGGAACGGGAACCGGCACGCGGUGGACAUCUGCCGCAUGGCGCUGGACAUCUUGUCCUUCAUGGGAACCUUCCAGCUGCGGCAUCUGCCCGGCAUCCCUGUGUGGAUACGCAUCGGCGUGCACUCAGGUCCCUGUGCGGCGGGCGUCGUGGGGAUGAAGAUGCCCAGGUACUGCUUGUUUGGCGACACCGUCAACACGGCGUCUCGGAUGGAGUCUUCAGGACAUCCCCUGCGGAUCCACGUCAGCCAACCCACCAUACACAUCCUGCAGAGGACAGACUGCAGGUUUGAGUACGAGACCAGAGGAGAAACGUACCUGAAGGGCAAAGGAACAGAGACGACCUACUGGCUGAUGGGAGAAACCGGGGAAGACUACGACCUCCCUACUCCACCCACAACGGAGAACGUCCAGCGUCUGCAGCAGGAUCUCGCUCACAUGAUCCUGGCCUGUCUGGAGCGCCGGAAACUGGGGUCUGUGCGGAGGAGGAAGACGGUUUCAAGCGUGGAGGAGGAAGAGGAGGACGAAGGCCGGGAAUCAGAGGUGGAGUCUGAGGACGGCCCGCCGGAGUACCUGCAGCUGGCCACCGUGGACAACACCCUCAGCACCUUCCUGUAGAGAACCUGGAGGAGUCUCAGCGCCACACAGGCCUGAAGCAGGAACAAAGAUGGCCGACAGACUUUUAAUAAAUGAAGACUUUAAAGCCUGCAGGGAAAGGCAAAAUACCUUUGCUGAAAUGUUUGAUGUUUCUCUCCUGUUGAGGUUCAGAAUAUAUUCCACUGUUUUUAACACUUUGACUUCUUUAAUGAUUGUAUAACAGCCCUUAGUCAGCCGGGCUGGUGGAUCCUAAUGGGAAUGGGAAUAAUAAUAAAAAAGCAGACGUCUUAA